Molecule: messenger RNA, 1200 nt
Organism: Cladophialophora immunda
Lineage: Eukaryota; Fungi; Ascomycota; Eurotiomycetes; Chaetothyriales; Herpotrichiellaceae
Exons: 1
Coding region: 153-902 (249 amino acids)
Source: RefSeq, a predicted model, not a curated record
GCAGGACACCCUGUACUCUUCUAUAUGACUAUCGCAGGAGCACUCAUAGGAUUAUCACGACCCAUGUGAAAACGUCAAGUCGAAGAUUUUUUGCGCUCGCGAGAGACAAUGGCCAAUGGAACGAAGCACAGCUCUCCCCCCACCACUCCUCCAUGAACUCCAUCAUCGUCAAGUACAACUACGAACUCGAGCUGCUCGAAGACGUCCUGCAAGAGCCAAGCCAUGUACCGACAGAAUUGGUAAUAUGCUCGCCGAGGGGAGAUUUCCUCGGCCAGCUGGUUGGCCAGCUUGACCAGUUACGUGAUCGAUCCGGAGUGCAGACACCACCUCUUCAGGAAGAGCCGGAUACUCACUCAGAGGAGCGCUUAUCCGAUCCCAGAAGCAUUCUGCUCUCGCGGACUCUACAUGUCUUGAGCGCAAGCCAACUCGUCAAUCUGGUCUUCUGUCCUACCAUUCCUGUUCUCCGAGGCUAUCUCUCCGGCUACGUCUCGCGCACAGUAGCCCCUUCAACCCAGUCUAUGGGCCCCAUCAUAAUCCUAAAUCUGCUGGCGAUGCACCACGGAACUUCUGAAUUUACCCUGCAAGGCCUCUCCCAGACACUUGCCGCCGCAGUUUCUGCCGGUCACCGAACGAAUCGCGCGCUGAAGCUCGUGGAAUGCAAGGACAUCAAUGACCCUUUGAAUCCAGAUCGAGGUCCGCGCCUUUGGCAAGCUGAAGUCCAACUGCUUAGUGCAGCGGUCAAGAUAGGAGAGCCAGGGCAAAGCUGGGGACGUCGCACCAUAUCGGCCAUGAGGAUUGCAUCAAGAUGGUUCAGAGUGGAGGAACAGCCUGAACGGCACCGACAAGAGAAUAAUCCGGACGUUCUUGCAAGGAAGAGCCCCGAGGAGGAAAUGCUUAUUUGAAGAACAAAGGGGGAAAAUCCUUGCCUAUUUGGCGCAUACAAUCCAAAAAGCUAAUGGCCAGCCAACACAACCGGGUAUCUUCAGCAGAGAGCGACAAUUUCUUCAUAACGUCGUGACAAACUGCAACGGAUUACAUGCUUUGCUCCAUUUCCGUAAUAUACAACUUGAUGUGGGACUCGAGUUUGAGAUACUCCUCGUGCGCUGAGUGUACCUCCUGUUCGAUGUUGUCCUUGAGAUCAGCCAUCUAAAUAUUCGUUAGCAAGAUCAGUCGUCGGAAUUUGGCUCUUCAGCAACUCUC